AUGGAAUCAGGUUGGGCGCUCGUUUGGCUGCUAUGUAUUCUAAUCUCCGUCAGAACAGAAGCACGACAUAAGGGUCACCGGCACGCCAGGAUCCAGCCCAGAAUCUAUAAUGGCAAAAUAACGACAGUCGAAUCGCUUGGAGGAGUGGGCAUUCAGCUCUUCAAUAAGAAAAGUCUCGUCUGCACUGCAACACUACUCACAUCACGACACAUCCUUACGGCAGCCCAUUGUUUCGAAGACGCAAAGCAGUCUGACUUCCACGUAAUCGGUGGAAUGUCAGAUGAAUUUAGACGGCACGACACCCACAUUAAGAAGAACAAACUCAUAAAAGUGCGAGUUCAUCCGAAAUUUGCAAAAGAGAAAUUCAUCGCGGAUAUAGCGGUGGCCAAGAUCAAGUAUCCCUUGCAGAACAAGAACGUUGGCUAUGCCCAGAUCUGUCGAACGGUCCUGCGUCCAAAGGAUAAACUCAUUGCAGCCGGUUGGGGAUUCCAAGGCGGCAUCUGGGAUGAGCUAAAAAGGAAAGCUUUUCGCUCGAUGACAGUGGGUUUUGUAAGCAAAGGGGCUUGUGAGAAGCAGCUGGGUCGCAAGAUGCCACCCAAUGUCAUCUGUGCCGGUGCCUACAAUAACCAGACUCUCUGCUUCGGCGACUCCGGCGGACCACUUCUGUUGGGGCGGCAAGUUUGUGGCGUCAACACGUGGACUUUCAGAUGCGGCAACAACGAAAAGCCAGACGUGUACAUGGGUGUCCGAUAUUAUGCCCCGUUUAUCAACAGAACUAUUAAAGAAAUGGGCUAUUGAAAAAAUCGAUCGAUUCAGUUCCGUCACUUCCUUCCAUCCCGCCCAGUAAACAAGUAAACUUUUUGUUAUCAUUAUAUUUGUAUAUCCUGAAAUAAAACAGAGAGAACCCUAUAGUA
Molecule: messenger RNA, 914 nt
Organism: Drosophila santomea
Lineage: Eukaryota; Metazoa; Arthropoda; Insecta; Diptera; Drosophilidae
Product: seminase
Exons: 1
Coding region: 1-798 (265 amino acids)
Biological process (GO): proteolysis
Molecular function (GO): serine-type endopeptidase activity
Source: RefSeq, a predicted model, not a curated record